GAGUUUAUUUUUCAUAAAUAUUUUAUGCAUGGCUGAAAAAAGAAUUCGCAAUUUUGAUAAGACAUCUCAACAUUACGAUGAAGAUUUUCACUGUGAGGAAAUUGAUCAUAAUGAAAUCGAAAUUGUACAGCUUAUUGGGAAAGGCUCAUUUGGUUCUGUUUACAAAGCUAAUUGGAGAAGCAAUGUUGUAGCAGUGAAAGCUUUAUCAGGGCUUCCUGAUAAAGGACCGCUCGUUGAAGUUCGUUAUCUUAGUCGUGUUCAGCAUCCUAACAUUAUCGGACUUUACGCCACUUGCAUAAAGAGUUCUAAUGUGUGCCUUAUAAUGGAAUAUGCUGAAGGAGGAUCGUUAUAUAAUUUACUACAUUGUUCAAGAAUAAAAUAUAGUGCGGCUCAUGCAAUGAGUUGGUGCAGACAAUGCGCUGAUGGUGUUGCAUAUCUUCAUGCAAUGUCACCAAAGCCUCUAAUUCACCGUGAUCUUAAGCCUCCUAACCUUCUCCUCGUCAGAGAUGGACUUGUACUUAAAAUAUGCGAUUUUGGAACAGUGACAGAUAAGUCAACACUCAUGACAAAUAACAAAGGAUCUGCUGCUUGGAUGGCACCUGAAGUGUUUGAAGGAUCAAAUUAUUCGGAACGAUGUGAUGUUUUCAGUUGGAGCAUUAUUCUGUGGGAAUGUAUAGCUCGAGAACUUCCCUUUAAAGAGAUUGAAUUAACAUACAGCAUUAUGUGGUGCGUUCAUAAAGGCCAAAGACCGAAUCUUAUUGAAGGUCUCCCUAAACCAAUAGGAAAACUAAUGGUACAGUGUUGGGAUCCUUCACCUCAAAGCCGUCCAUCAAUGGAAGAAGUUCAUCAAAGAAUGAAAGUUCUAUGCCAGUUUUUUCCCGAAGCUGAGCCACUCAACAUGGAAGCACAGCACGACGAUGAAAAUAUUGAGACUGGAGUUGAUACUUAUGAAUUGGAGUCAAUUUAUUGGCCUACUGAUACAACUGAGCGUCCCCAAAUUAAGAUUAAUGCGACAGAUAUGAAUCAUUACAUUUAUUCUAUGUCAUCAGAGAGAGAUUGUUAUGGAUCACGUACUCCAACAAAUCAAUUUUUAACUCCAGGGAUUCCGGUGGAUGCACGAUGGGCUAGUGGAGAUUCUAGUGGCAAUCCCAAAAUCAUUGCAACAAAUGAGGUUCCUAAUGUUAGAGGUAAAGUAGCAUCAAUAUUGCAGCCUCUUCAAAUUGAUAUUGAUCCAAACACAUGGGAACUCAAAAAUCAUGAAAUUCAGCGACUCUUUGGAAAUGUUUCAAAUAACCAAGGAAUAACUUUAACAAAAAACUCAUCAUCGUCACUAUGUCUCAAUGAUCAACAACAACAACAACAAUUUGUUGGAUCGUCACAAGGAUUAUCCAAUCCCAGAUUCAACGUAGAUUCCGCUUCUUUGAAUGGGUUUCAAACGACAAAAAAUGAACUUAAUUUAGCAAUGCUUCAGAUUCUCGAUCCUCAUUUAAGGCCAGUGCCACCAGUUCCUAACGAACCAACUUCACAAAAUAUUUACAAAGAACAUAUGGAUCUUGCUCAAGAAUAUUUUAAAAAUCAGACAGAAAUUGCAUAUCUAACGAAACAUAAAGAAAGUCUCCUCAAAAAUAUGUCACCUGAGGAAAGAAAUCUCCGAUUGGAUAUUUGUAAUAAACUUAAAGAAAAAGAAGCUUUACUUAAACUAGAAGCACAUUUGAGGCAUCAAUUUGAAGCAGUCAGCAAUCAAAGGGAAGAAGAUAUAACGAAUGAAGAUGGAUUUUGUGUACUCUGAAGAACAACAAAUACAUACAUUUAUAGAUAAUACAUUAAAGUAUCUACAAUUUUCAAUGAAAUAUAUUUAUGUAAAUAAUCACGAUUUAAAAGACUCAAAUAAAAUUUUUCCUCUUUUUUUCAAACAAUAAA
Messenger RNA from Clunio marinus, 1920 nucleotides. Lineage: Eukaryota; Metazoa; Arthropoda; Insecta; Diptera; Chironomidae. The record is from the annotation of a GenBank genome assembly.